AUAAAACUAACUUUAUUAGUUUUGUGAUGAAUUAAGACCUUUACAGUCAAGAUAAGGCUAAUGUCCUCCGAUACUGGCGUCAGAUAAAAAGUCCCUGUACAAACAGCCAUGUUAAAUAAGUAAUCCAGCUCAGUCUUUUCUAAAUUAUGCUGAGGUUCAAAGUACUCAAGACGUUUUCCCUUUGAUAUAAAUAAAGAGAGCGUUUCCUCAUUCUCAGAGCAGCAAUAAGGGAAAGGUGGAGAAAAUGUUAUCAGUGAACGUAGAUUAGUGCUUGUCAUGGUGUGUCGCAUACAAUAGAGGGAGAAGAACAAGGAAACAACAACGGAGGGAAAUACCAGACUCACUGGGAUCCGCUGAGUUUUCUCUUACCGUUAGUGACAAUAAACAUACUGUUGGACGAACCAGACGAGAACCAAAGCAGUCCAGGGGACACACCGAUGGACACUCGGAAAGAGACUGGACCAUGUUUAAACAGCACAAAGCCAUCUACAAGAGGAAUGCCUCAAUCACAGCUCUGCCUCUGUACUACUCUGGGCCCCUGCUGAAGAAAACAAAUGAUAAGAAGGUCAGCGAUGCGAGAUAUGUGGAAAUGAAGAAUUUCGAGCCGUACUUCGGAGAACUACGUGGAAGCCAGCUAUUUCUGUAUAAACAUGAUGCCCAGGAAACGUACACGGAGAAGCUGGACCUGGAGCAGGUGAAGUCCAAGGAUUUAAAUAAACCGUGUGUGACGUCGGCCAUCUUCACUUUCACUCUACAAAAAGAGGUUGUGCUGCUCAAGGUGGACAAUCUUUCCACAGGAGAGGAGUGGAGGUGUUACCUUCUCACUAUGGCCAAAAAAGUGAUUCCCAGUAAUAUGUUACUGCUGCCUGGACAGCUCUUUAAGCUGAGGGAGGCUCUGGAUCAAGAGUUGAGGAGGAGAAAUCUGCCCAGGUUGUGUGCGCCCACCAUGCCAGCACCAUCUUUCCCACCCCCUGCCUCAUUAUCCUCAGCCUCAGCCUCUGCCUCAUCAUCCUCAUCCUCUCCUCAGCGAGCCGCAGCCAAGCCAAACCCCAGCAACUCUGACAUGCCUGCGUGUUUCUUCAAUGUGACACGUCAGGAGGCCGAGGCCAUGCUGGAGCAUCACCCACAGAACGGCAACAUCAUCCUCCGUCCGUCCUCAGAGGGAAACCACGCCGUGACAGUCAGGCUACUGCUGGACAGUGGACCUGUCUUGAGGAAUUUCAAAGUGACCAGGUCACACUUGGGGCUCAUCAUUCACCUCGAUAUACCGGUGAGAGUCCACUCCUUCACUGAUGUACUCAAUCACUUCCUCGAAAACACGGUGCAUCAUCUUUGUCCCUACUCUGAAUCUCAGCUCUACGACACCACCAUCGACCCACUUCCUGUCCAAAUGUGCAACAGCAUCAGCUCCCCUUCACCAUCAAAUAUACCACAGGCACAAGUGAAGCCCAGGCAUCGGUCACAGGAGCCGGAAAAUGACUACGAGGAUCCAGAUGUGUUCCGUUCAACUGACCCGAACCCAAAGCCAGAUCCGGAGGAGAGCGAGCUUGACAGAGUUUAUAGAAUACGGAAAGAAGCCAUUGAUGUCAAGAUGAGCCGGGAUCAAGGCUCGAAUGAGAAAAGACUCCCUAAAGGGUCCAUUGGCCAAGUCGAGUGGUUCACAAACUUUUAAUGUUAUAUUUUUAAUUCAAAAAGCUGGAAAUCAAAAUUAAUGUAAACAAAUUCAUCAACUCCUAUUGUUAUUGUACAACUAAUAAUGCUUUAUUGCAGUCUCCAUUGAUAUUGAGGGUAAUGUUAUGUAUAUUAUGUGUAUGAUGAUGUGAUGUUUUCAAACAAAACUUUGAUUACAUAGAUUAAAUUCAAGUUAUUAUUUAAUAAAGUCAGUAGAAAGUGAGAUCAAUUCAAUAGAGAUUUCGUCCAGAGGAAAUUUAAGUUUGUUAGAUUUCGUUAAAAUAAAAUGUAUAAAGCUGAGGUUUUUUUUUCUCCUGCUGCCUAAACUAAACUAAACUGUUGCAUCUGGAAUAAAGUUUUGAAACUGCACUUUACCAACAGACUUUUAACCAAAAACUACUUGAUAACUUUAAUUAAAGAUUCAAAAAAUUAAUCGCUGUAUAAAAUUAAGUUACUUUCAAUGAUUUACCAAAAGAAGAAAUCCCCGGUGUCAGAUGAUCACAUGACGUCCAAGAAUGAAACUGUAAAAAAACAAACAAAAAAAAAACAAAACACAGGGAUUAUAUACUUUUUUCCUUUGGCCAUAAAAUACAAUAAAACCAUAACAAUAAAUU
Solea solea (common sole) is the source of this 2285-nucleotide messenger RNA. RefSeq names its product signal-transducing adaptor protein 1-like. The transcript has 10 exons. Bases 464 to 1672 code for a protein of 402 amino acids. NCBI's taxonomy places the organism in Eukaryota, Metazoa, Chordata, Actinopteri, Pleuronectiformes, Soleidae. Gene Ontology annotation, biological process: positive regulation of B cell receptor signaling pathway; cell surface receptor protein tyrosine kinase signaling pathway. Gene Ontology annotation, molecular function: signaling adaptor activity; protein kinase binding. The record is from RefSeq and is a predicted model, not a curated record.